This is a messenger RNA of Centropristis striata (black sea bass), 3353 nucleotides long. RefSeq names its product carboxypeptidase M (gene cpm). Gene Ontology annotation, cellular component: cell surface. The record is from RefSeq and is a predicted model, not a curated record. Gene Ontology annotation, biological process: proteolysis. The transcript has 10 exons. NCBI's taxonomy places the organism in Eukaryota, Metazoa, Chordata, Actinopteri, Perciformes, Serranidae. Gene Ontology annotation, molecular function: metallocarboxypeptidase activity; zinc ion binding. Bases 271 to 1653 code for a protein of 460 amino acids.
UUCAUUCAUAAACCUGUUGAAUCCGUGUGUCUGCGCCCAACACACACAUACACACAUUUCCGUAAGCUCCGCCCCUCCCGGAGCGGGGCAGGGAGACCCGCUGGUGAAUAAGUAACAUUCAUUGAAAGAAGCGGACAGACGGAGACAGACUCCCGGCUUUGGACCGUCUCACCUCCGCAGCAGCAGCAGCAGGAGUCCCGGCGCUGCCUUCGGUGUUGGUCGGUGUUCAGCUCUCAGACGGACCGGAGAACCGGCAGACAGCGUCCAGUGAUGUCAUCGCUGCUCCUCUUCCUCCUCCUCCUCCUCCUCACUGUGGCCUCGCCGUUGGAGUUUCGUUACCACAGCAACCGUGAGAUUGAGCAGCACCUCCUGCAGGUCAACGCCUCCAACCCCGACAUCACACACCUGUACAGCAUCGGCCAAUCCGUCAGAGGUCAGCAGCUGUGGGUGUUGGCUCUGGGUCUCAGUCCACGCCGUCACACCGUCGGCAUCCCCGAGUUCAAAUAUGUGGCUAACAUGCAUGGAAACGAGGCUCUGGGCCGGGUGCUUAUGCUCCAGCUGAUCGACGACCUGCUGCGUGGUUACCGUAACAACGAAACGUGGUCACUGCAGCUGCUGAACAGCACCCGCAUCCACAUCCUGCCCACGAUGAACCCCGACGGCUUCGACUCGUCCAACACAGACUGUUAUUACAGCCAGGGCAGGUUCAACCAUAACGGCAUCGAUCUGAACAGGAACUUCCCCGAUGCGUUUGCUGGCCUCCGGCGGCUACAGCAGCCUGACGAGGAGAAGCGGGAGGCAGAGGUCAGAGCUGUGAUUCGCUGGUUGAAGAAUGAGAGUUUUGUUCUUUCUGCAAACCUGCAUGGAGGAGCUGUGGUGGCCAGUUAUCCUUAUGAUAACAGCAACGGAGGCAGCGAGCUGGUGGGCGGGGCCAGCGUCUCCCCUGACAACGACGUGUUCGUCCACCUGGCCAAGGUGUACUCCCACAACCACGGCUCCAUGCACCAGGGCGACGGCUGCGACGACAGCAGGCCCUUCCUGGACGGCGUAACCAACGGAUACCAGUGGUACCCUCUGUCAGGAGGGAUGCAGGACUAUAACUACGUGUGGGCUCAGUGUCUGGAGAUAACUCUGGAGAUCUCCUGCUGCAAGUUUCCUCCAGCCAAUCAGCUCCCUGCCCUGUGGACGGAGAACCGGGGCUCCCUGCUCCAAUUCAUCAAGCAGGUCCACCUGGGGGUCAAAGGUCGUGUGUUUGAUGGCUCGGGAGUGCCGGUCCAGAACGCGGUGGUGGAGGUCAAAGGUCGCAGGAACAUGUGUCCGUUCAGAACCGACCGACACGGAGAAUACUACAGACUGCUGCUGCCGGGAGAAUACAGCUUCACAGUGACGUACCCGGGUCAUGAGGUUUUGACCACAACACUGAACAUCCCGUAUGGUCCUGAUCAGUACUCCGCCAUGAAACACGACUUCCUGUUGCGUCGCCUCCCCACCACGACCAGCCGCAGCCCGGCGGCUCCUGCUCAGACUAACCCCACCCCCUCCUGUAACUACACCUUACACCUGGAGGGGGGCGGGGCUGUCCCCAGGCCGGCGUGGACGGGGCUGGGCGCGGGGCUCAGCCUGGUGGCGGCGCUACGGUCCCUAAACGGCUGAGAGGGCCUGGUGCUCGCAGGUUUGAACCCUCAACCUGCAAGAAAACAAACAAAGAACAAAAACAUGUGGUGCUGCAGAGGUUUCACCACGCGCCGCCAGCUUCGUAUUCUAAUUUGAGGGCAAAGGGGUGAACCAGGUGGAGGUAAAGGCCCCGUUCACAGCAGAAGGUACAACUAAACAGGUGGUGCUGGACGCUUCGGGACGCAGCGAGGACUCCCCGAGCUAAAAGGACGUUUUCACAGAAGACAUUUUGACAUUGUCAUGGCUUACCGGGACAUUUAAUUAGAAAUGAGCCCUUUAUUAGUUACAUCUGUGUUUUUCCUACUCCGAUAAAUCAAAAUAUCUGCUGUGAUAAAGACCUGCCGGUGAACUACUGUAGCUAGCGCGCUAACACGCUAACACGCUAGCAUUCAGCAAAUGUUGCAAGUGACCAAGCUAACCUGCGUGCUAACAAGCUGCUAACAUUUGUUCUGAAACUACACAUGCAGGGUUAAUAGCUGGUGAGCUAACAUGCUAGCUGCCAGCAAAUAUUGUGAGUGCUUGUCAAUCACAAUGGGGAAGCUAGCUUGCUUGCUAACUAGCUACCAGUAUUUACUGGGUAAUCGGCAAACUAGUGAAGCUGGCUAACAAACAGCUAACAUGCUAUCUGUCUGCCAGCUAAUAUUACCAGCCAAGCAUGGGUUAGCUGUUGAGUCACUUAUGCUGGCGAGCUAACAGCUAAUAUGAAAGGCAACUGGGAACAUGCUAAGAUGCUAAUUAAUGAAAACAGCCACUGCCCCGCCACUUAGUUAACACAGUUAAAUAUUAUUAUUAUUAACUUUAUUACUACAAAUCAUUCCUCUCCACCAGAAGAAGUUAUAUAAAAUAUGAAAACAGAUAAUAAGCUGAUUAGCUUCCUCUGUUUUGGACUCUGUGGCGCUCGAUUCCCUCACAAAUAAGCAUUGUCAAGAUAUUUUUCUAUUAAUUAAUGUUGGAAAUUAACUCACAAAGACUUUUGCACACAUUAACUUGAAGCAGCUUAAGUGAAAAGAAUGUAUUUUUCUGCAAAAUGUCACAGUUUUUAAAUGCUAGUGUGCUUAGCAACUCUAGGAGGCUUAUUAUUAUUAUUAUUAUUAACCCUCCUGUUAUGUUGCGGGUCAAAUUGACCCAUUAGUAUUAUUUCAUAGUAAAAAAAAUUAAAAUAUAAAAUAAAACUUAAAAAUAAUCAACGCCAUGUAAAACCAAUGUUUCCAAUAUACAUAAAAAAUGUUUUAACAUGCAUUUUUUAAUGAAAAACGAGUGAAUUAUCCUCAUUGAACCUGAUCUGUGAGAGGUAAAGAACACCACUGCACUAAAUAUUGAUUGAAAUGGUAGUAAUGGAGUUAAUCAUGAUAUAUAAACAAUGUUUAGUGGGAUUUUUUAAUGGUUUCUGACACUUUUGGAUAAUUAAACACGCCCCACGAACAUUAUUGCUGUUCCUAAGAAACAAACAUAACAGGAGGAUUAAUGGAGCAAUGAUUUUUUUUUUUUUAACCCCUUCUAAAGAAGUGAAAUUAACUACUGAAGAAAACCAUGCAUUGACUUCCUAGAAAGUGUAUUUCUCUACUUGUAAAUUGUUACAAUGAAGAACUCCAUAACAAAAAAUAAGGAUUUAAGGGAAAAGGCAGAGAAAAACCUUAAAAAGUGUUACAACAAACUGUUGAAACAAUAAUACACAAAGU